This is a messenger RNA of Homarus americanus (American lobster), 2022 nucleotides long. Its product is annotated as agrin-like. Gene Ontology annotation, molecular function: protein binding. Gene Ontology annotation, biological process: multicellular organism development; cell differentiation. NCBI's taxonomy places the organism in Eukaryota, Metazoa, Arthropoda, Malacostraca, Decapoda, Nephropidae. Bases 146 to 1177 code for a protein of 343 amino acids. The record is from RefSeq and is a predicted model, not a curated record. The transcript is spliced from 8 exons.
AAUUCUAAUAAUAAUCUCUCUCUCUGAGGUUUCGGAGCUUACGAUACAACACACGAGCGAUGGUACGUCUGGCGAAGCUCUCGGGAGUUCUCCUGUUGGCGAGUCUGGCUGUGGUGUACCCCCAGCUGAAACAAGACUUUGCCGAAUGGACUGCCCUGAUUCGGUGCGGCCUAUCUGUGGCUCUGACAACGUGGUCUAUAGGAACUCCUGCACCUUCAAGAGAGCUUUAUGUGCCAACCCCCGCCUUGAGAAGAAGAAUGAUGGCCCCUGUACUUCAAAUACACCAGAAUCAUUCCCAUCCGAAAUUGCCUUGUCCACUACGGUCUGUAAGGAUGAGUGCACCAAAAUCUACGAGCCUUUCUGCGGUAGUGACGGCCGCACCUACAACAACAAGUGUAUUCUGGAAGCUGCAAGCUGUAGAAACCGCAACUCAGGCGGGCGGGGGAUAACUGCAGUGAGGAGAGGAGUGUGUGAGGGAGAUCAGAACUGUCACAAGGACUGCGGCAGCACAUACCGCCCUGUGUGUGGUACCAACGGCGUCACAUAUGAUAACAGAUGUGAACAAGAAAUCGCUGCCUGUAGAAACAAAGAGAUCGCUGUGAGAUAUGAAGGAGUUUGUGUUGCCUCCUCCUCCUCCUCCUCCUCUUCUAUUCCGAUUGGAAAGCCUGUCGUUCUCUCCCUGCCUUCUGUCCAAUCCUCCCAGGGGGCUUCAGCUGCCGUCGUGACAGGGAAAGACUGCCCCGACAGUUGCCUACCCGGGUUCCAGCCUGUGUGUGGUAAUGACGGCCUUGUGUACGGGUCAGACUGCAAGCUGAACCUGGUCAAGUGUCGCACGAAUAAUCUAUCCUUGACGAAGAAGAAUGAUGGAGUGUGCGCUAAGGACUGUAACAUCGACUGCUAUAGAGAUAAUGAACCAGUGUGUGGAAACGAUGGCAAGAUAUAUGAGAAUGAUUGUUUCCUGGCCGUGGCACGAUGCAAGGAUAACGCUAUCAGAAAAGUCGACAUCUCUGAGUGUUCACAACAGAGGCGUAGAGCUUGUGAAGUGACGUGUACAGAUGUUUCUCAACCUGUGUGUGGCAGUAAUGGCGUGACGUAUCAGAAUCCCUGUAAAUUGGAAGCUGCUACCUGUUUCAAUAAGGGUCUUCUCAAACUCAAUGAUGGAGCUUGUCAGCAUUAGAGUCAGCACUGGGCACGCUGUCAGCACGUCACUCACAGCUGAGGAUGUCAGCACAGGAACCGAUGUCAGCACGGCUAAUAUCAGCACCUUGAACGAUAAUCAGCACAUUGGAGUCAGCACAAACAAGUGGUAUCAGCACUUUAAACGAUGUCAGCACAGCUAUCAUCAGCAUAACCAGCGUAGUCAGCCCAAGCUACUAGUGUCAGCACCAAAGGCUCUCAAAAUCAGCACCAGCUAAUGAUGUCAGCACCCAAAAGCUAUAAUAAUGUCAGCACCAGCAGCUAUUAAUGUCAGCACCAGCUAUUGAACGUCAGCAAAGCCAUUGGAAUCAGCACAGCUAGCACCCCCCUUUACCCAUAGCACCAACCCUUUACCCCCUUAGUACAGUUUAAUGUAGUAAUUCACCCCUUAGCUUCGCCUCUUAGCUUCACCCCUUAACCACACCCCUUAGCCUCACCUCUUAACUUCACCCCUUAGCUUCACCCCUUAGCUUCACCCCUUAGCCUCACCCCUUAGCCUCACCCCUUAACUUCACCCCUUAGCCUCACCCAUUAGUCUUACCCCUUAGCCUUACCCCUUAGCUUCACCCAUUAAACUCCCCCUUAGCCUCAUCCCUUAGCGAGUAGAAGCUUUGAUAGCAUCCCAUUUAUUCCCAUCCAUUAACUAACACUACCCCUUAGGUUCCCUCGCCCUUCCCCCUUUCCAUUAGGUAAUAGUGCCCCUUAGAAUGCUUCCCCCUUCCCACCCUUUAACCCUUAAUUACAAACGUGUGAAAAACUCCUUAUUUUGCCCUUUAAUCCACCCCUAUUUCCUUAUUUUACCCCUUAAUUCUCCCUUAUUUCACC